Penicillium paradoxum is the source of this 1092-nucleotide messenger RNA. RefSeq names its product glycoside hydrolase family 16 protein. Gene Ontology annotation, cellular component: fungal-type cell wall. The record is from RefSeq and is a predicted model, not a curated record. NCBI's taxonomy places the organism in Eukaryota, Fungi, Ascomycota, Eurotiomycetes, Eurotiales, Aspergillaceae. Gene Ontology annotation, molecular function: glycosyltransferase activity; hydrolase activity, hydrolyzing O-glycosyl compounds. Gene Ontology annotation, biological process: fungal-type cell wall organization; carbohydrate metabolic process. Bases 1 to 1092 code for a protein of 363 amino acids. The transcript has 3 exons.
AUGCGGUUUACUCUUGGUGCGGCUUUGAGCCUGUUGUCGUACACCGCGCUGGUCGCAGCUCAAACUUAUACCGAUUGCAACCCAACAGAGAAGUCGUGCCCUGCUGAUCCUGCGUUCAGCCAAUCCGACAAGACAUUUGAUUUCACAAAGGGUGCAUCAGAUGCUUUUAAAUCGUACGGAGCUGUCACAUACGAUGACACAAAUGGUGCAACCUUCACUAUCGACAAACGAGGUGAUGGACCGCUGAUUCAGUCCGGCUGGUAUAUUAUGUUCGGCCGUGUCGAAUUUACGAUCAAGGCGGCAGCAGGAACGGGCAUCGUGAGCAGUGCAGUGCUGCAAUCUGACGACUUGGACGAAAUCGACUGGGAGUGGCUGGGCGGAAACAACGCGCAAGUGCAAACCAACUACUUUGGCAAAGGAGACACAACAUCUUUCAGCCGCGGAGCCUACCACGAGAAUCCUGGAAACCAUGAUGACUUCCAUACCUUUACCAUUGACUGGACAAGUAGUCAGAUUGUGUGGUCGAUUGAUGGCAACACUGUUCGUGUGCUCACCCCCGAAACGUCAGACAACCAGUACCCACAGACCCCCAUGAUGAUCAAGGUUGGUGUAUGGGCUGGUGGUGACGCCAAUAAUGCCCAGGGAACCAUUGAAUGGGCGGGUGGUCGGACCGACUAUAGCCAAGGACCGUUCAAGAUGUAUAUGAAGUCAAUGACCGUCACUGAUUACUCCACCGGGACUUCGUACAGCUAUGGCGACAGAAGCGGCACAUGGCAGUCGAUCGUUGCGGAAGGAGGCAAGGUCAACGGCAACAAAGGUGCUGAGCCUGUAUCAACCCAAUCUGCCCCUGAAAUCACUGCAACUGUCGACAGUGCUCCAGUUCCAUGGAGCGGGACCCAUAGAGAGACCUCUUCCUGGGUCACCCCCGAUGUCUGGCCCUGGGUAGCUACUGGCUCCCCUGAUGCCUCUUCAACGGGAUAUCAGUACGACUGGGAGUCAGGCUCGGGCCACAACAAGCCACCAAUUGGAGGCUCAGUGAGUGAGCAUUUACCCGCAUCCUUUCUCGGCUUCUUUCUGAAGUUCACCCGCUAA